Messenger RNA from Oxyura jamaicensis (ruddy duck), 3410 nucleotides. RefSeq names its product zinc finger protein 639 (gene ZNF639). Gene Ontology annotation, biological process: regulation of transcription by RNA polymerase II. Gene Ontology annotation, cellular component: nucleus. Gene Ontology annotation, molecular function: RNA polymerase II transcription regulatory region sequence-specific DNA binding; DNA-binding transcription factor activity, RNA polymerase II-specific. The coding region runs from base 190 to 1647 and encodes 485 amino acids. Lineage: Eukaryota; Metazoa; Chordata; Aves; Anseriformes; Anatidae. The record is from RefSeq and is a predicted model, not a curated record. The transcript is spliced from 6 exons.
CCUUCCCCCGCGGGGAGCGCCGCGUCCGGGGGCGGCGGCGGCCCGGGCUGGGCGCGGAGCGGAGCCGAGCGGGAGAUGUAAAUCUUCCCGUGCUGAUGCGUUCACUACAUCUGGGAGCUGUGCAGCCGUCAGCUUCCUGGCUGCUCUACUUGCUGAUACUGAAGAGUCUAGGAUUUUUGACUAUUCAAAAUGAAUGAACACCCUAAAAAGAGAAAACGGAAGACUCUACACCCUUCUCGAUAUUCAGAUUCUUCCGGUGCGACCAAAUACAUAGAUAAUAGUGGGAUUCUUUCUGACCACUGCUAUAGUGUCUGUUCUAUGAAACAACCAGACAUAAAAUAUUCUGAAAACAGAGGUAGAUACCACAGUCCCGUGCAGAGCAUAGACACAGAUGAUGAUGGGAGUCCAGUGCAUGCUGGCACUUCUCACUGGAGUACGUCACAUUCAAACGUCGUGGGGUUGCACUAUACCGAACCUAAAAAGAAGGAUAAAGGUAAAGAUAAAGCUACUAAUAAUGGAAUGUGUAAAGACAUAUGUGAUUCACCGAUAUUCAGUGACAUCCCUACAGAAGAGGAGAAACCUCUUGAUAUUCAAACUGUAGAAAUUUCUACAACGGAAGUUAAUGCUGUAGAAGUUCAUGAUAUAGAAACACAAACUGUGUCACCUGAGAAGCUAGAAGCUGAGGAUCUAGAGGAGAUCCCUCUUGAAACCUGUAAAAUCUUCGAGAAGAACCAGGCUUUGAACAUCACAGCUCAACAGAAAUGGCCUUUGCUGAGAGCCAACAGCAGUGGCCUGUACAAGUGUGAGCUCUGUGAGUUUAAUAGCAAGUACUUCUCUGAUUUAAAGCAGCACAUGAUCCUGAAGCACAAGACAUGUACAGACACUCAUGUCUGUAAAGUUUGUAAAGAAAGCUUCUCCAGCAAAAUGCAGCUAAUUGAACAUGUAAAGCUACAUGAGGAAGAUCCGUACAUCUGCAAAUACUGUGAUUACAAAACAGUGAUAUUUGAGAACCUGAGUCAGCACAUAGCAGACACGCACUUCAACGACCACCUUUAUUGGUGUGAGCAGUGUGAUAUGCAGUUCUCCUCGAGCAGUGAGCUGUACCUGCACUUCCAGGAGCACAGCUGUGACGAACAGUACUUGUGUCAGUUCUGUGAGCAUGAAACAAACGAUCCAGAAGAUCUGCACAGCCACGUGGUGAACGAACAUGCGUGUCGGCUGAUAGAGUUAAGCGACAGCUAUAAUAACAAGGAGCGUGGACAGUACAGUCUCAUAAACAAAAUUAGUUUUGACAAAUGCAAAAACUUUUUUGUAUGCCAAGUGUGUGGCUUUAGGAGCAGGCUGCAUACCAAUGUCAACAGGCAUGUUGCUAUUGAACACACCAAAAUAUUCCCUCAUGUUUGUGAUGACUGUGGGAAGGGCUUUUCAGGUAUGUUGGAGUAUUGCAAGCAUUUAAGCUCUCAUUUAUCUGAAGGGAUUUAUUUGUGUCAGUACUGUGAAUAUUCAACGGGACAGAUUGAAGACCUUAAAACCCAUUUGGAUUUCAGGCAUUCGGCAGAUUUACCUCAUAAAUGUACUGAUUGCUUAAUGAGGUUUGGAAAUGAGAAAGAUCUUCUAAGUCAUCUUCAGAUACAUGAGACAGCUUGAUUACCUUCAUUCCCUGUAAUCAGUUUGUUAGAACCCAAAUUAAUUUUCAGUCACUAAAAUGUAUUAAAUACAGUUUUAACAGCACUUGUACAAUUCUAAUGUUUUUGUAUCAACAAAGCAUGUAUAACAACUUGGUGUUAUGAAUUUCCUUACCUAGAGGUUCGGUAGAAAUGAUCACAUUUACAGGUGAUGGGUCACAUUCUGGGGGGAGGGACGGUGGGAGUAGGUGCAUGUUAUAAUAGCAGUUCUGAUGCUCACCCUGUACUUUACACAUUUCAUGUACGAGAGCAGCUCUUUAGGGUUUUAAAAGGGGCAAAGAGAAGGCCAACAUCUAGGUCCAUGCUUAAACACCGCACUGACCUCAGUUGCAUAUCCUAUUCAUCUUACCCCCAGCAGCAGCAGGUCACUGAGCUCACGUUGCAUCAACCAGCCAAAGAUAAGUGCGUUCCAAAACUUCCCAGGCAUGCAAGUCUCCAUAUGUCAGCCUGCAUUUACCACCUUGUACUCCUGAUAAGCUUCUAAAAGUGACCUGUUUUUCUCUUGGGGUACCUGCCCUAUCAUUAUUUGCUUCCUGUCUUUGUUCAGUGUUCUGUUUUAGCUCCUGUCUGUGGAACCACCCAACAACGCUCUCAUCCACACAUUACUACAGACCUCCCACAUCAUUUCUAUCUCCUUUAUUUAUAUUAAUUUCCUGUAUUCCUCUUGAUGCAAGCCUGUCCAGAGCAGGGGGGUUUAAACUAGAUGAUCUCUAAGAUCCUUUUCAGCCCAGGCCAUUCUAUGGUUCUAUGACAGGCGUUGGUUGUGUGUGGAUUGGGUCAUGUUUUAAGGAGCCAAUUGUAAGGGAAUUUGUCAAGUAAUCCAGAUGAGAAUGUCUAAAGAGCAUGAUUUUCAUAAUUUCUCUCUCACUGAAAUACGUUACCAACCUCAUUUGGAGAAAGCCUCUAUAAAUUAGUUUAUAACUACAUAAUUAUUUUGUAGACUAAAAAUAAGUUUUCCACCAAUAGUAAUUUGAUGAAAGUUAUUCUAAAUCAGUAAAUUUUAAACUAUGUUCUGCUUUAAAAUACUGGUAUGGUAUAAAAGUUUAUUGAAUCACUUUCAAAUGAUUUAACACAGCUGUUCUGAUUAGAUAGUGCUGUUCAGGUGUUACAGGCUUCACAAAUGAAUUUUUAAGCUUCAUUCCGUAGCUGCAUUUUUGAGUGACUGAUAGUUGGACAGAUAAUAAGGGUGAGGUCAUCUAGAUUGUGCUAGUUAUUGGAGUGAAAUAACCCAUAAAAUAGUGGUGCAGUUUAGAUUGCUGUAUUGCUUGUAAAUUUGUAAUGUAAGAUUGUCUAAUGCGAGUGUUGUAUAGAUAUAAUUAAUGUAUAAAACGUUUCUUGAUUGGUGAGAUUUGGUGUUAUCAGCUUCCAGGUGUGCAAGGGCUUUCGCACAGAAUUUUUAAAGCUAUAAAAAUUGGCUAUGUAGUCAGUUUAUGGAAGUCCUGAUUUCUAGAGAAGUAUUUCUAGAAAUUCCCAAAAUUAGCCAGUUAGCACUUGUUGCUUUGUAAGAGCAAGGCCAUUUUCAUCAUUUGAAAUGCUGAUUUAGUACCAAAUCUUACAUGUAACUGUUGAAAAGGACAACCUGAUUGUAUCCUAAUUGUAUUUUAGGUCAUUGUAUAGAGGAUGACACUGUCUGUAGUAGAAUUGCUAAUUUCCUAUUUUGAGCUCAUUCAUCAUGGCUGGCUUAAUAUGGUAGCAAUAAUAUAGUUAACAAAAUGCUAACGAGAA